This is a messenger RNA of Argentina anserina (silverweed cinquefoil), 3753 nucleotides long. RefSeq lists its product as uncharacterized. Gene Ontology annotation, molecular function: thioredoxin-disulfide reductase (NADPH) activity. The record is from RefSeq and is a predicted model, not a curated record. NCBI's taxonomy places the organism in Eukaryota, Viridiplantae, Streptophyta, Magnoliopsida, Rosales, Rosaceae. Bases 40 to 3606 code for a protein of 1188 amino acids. The transcript is spliced from 9 exons.
UCACAAAAUCACAAGCUCCGCGCUCACAAGAAAACAGAAAUGGCGGACGGUGAUGAGCCCAUGACGGCCAGCCCGCCUCUCGACUUCCAGUCGCUUCUUUCUUCUCCGGCGAGGGACUUUCUCGUUCGCAACAAUGGUGAUCAGGUUAAGGUUGAAACCUUGGAGGGGAAGAAGCUUGGGCUGUAUUUUUCGGCGUCAUGGUGCGGUCCGUGUCAACGUUUCACCCCGGAUUUGGUGGAGACCUACAAUGCGCUUGCUCCGAAAGGCGAUUUCGAGGUGAUCUUCAUUUCGGCUGAUGAGGACGAGGAGACAUUCAAUGGGUACUUCUCCAAGAUGCCGUGGCUUGCUAUUCCGUUUUCGGAUUCUGAUGCACGCGAUAGUCUGGAUGAGCAGUUCCAGGUGAGAGGGAUACCGCAUCUUGUGUUUCUUGGUGAAGAAGGGAGAGUUAAGAAUGUCAUUGGGGUGGAGGUUGUUCGGGAGUAUGGAGCUGAUGGAUAUCCCUUUACCCCAGAAAGGGUAAAAGAAUUACAAGAACAAGAAGCAGAAGCUAAAAGGCAACAGUCUCUGAAAACAGUCCUGGUCUCCCGCCAACGCGACUAUGUAAUUGCUUCUGAUGGGAAGAAGGUGCCUGUAUCUGAACUUGAAGGGAAAAUGGUGGGUCUCUACUUUUCAUUGUCUACAUACAGCCCGUGCAUGGAAUUCACUCCAAAACUUGUGGAGGUUUAUGAGAAGCUAAAAGCAAAGGGAGAGAGCUUUGAGAUUGUGUUUAUAUCACUUGAUGAUGAAGAAGAAGCAUUUGAGCAAGACCUUAAGAACAUGCCUUGGUUUGCAUUGCCCCAGCAGGACACCAAAACUUGUGAGAAGUUGGCUCGGUAUUUUGAGCUCUCAACCUUACCCACUUUGGUUAUUCUUGGGGCAGAUGGUAAAACCAUCCAUGACAACGUUGUUGAAGCUAUUGAAGAGCAUGGACUUCUGGCUUACCCCUUCACACCUGAGAAGUUUGCAGAGCUUGCUGAGAUAGAGAAAGCGAGAGAAAAAUCACAAACUCUGGAGUCAGUUUUGGUUUCUGGGGAUCAAAACUUUGUCAUAGGAAAAGGAGGAAUCGAGAUUCCUGUGUCAGAUCUUGUGGGGAAGAACAUUCUCCUUUAUUUCUCAGCACAUUGGUGCCCUCCAUGCCGUGCCUUUCUACCAAGACUUAUGGAAGCAUACCACAAGAUCAAGGCAAAGGAUGAUGCAUUUGAAGUUAUUUUCAUCUCUAGUGACAGGGACCAAGCCUCUUUUGAUGACUUUUUCUCUGGAAUGCCUUGGCUUGCUCUUCCCUUUGGUGACUCUAGAAAGGCAUCCUUAAGUCGCCGAUUCAAGGUCCAAGGCAUCCCCAUGCUUGUAGCCCUUGGUCCUACUGGCCAAACAGUCACAAAAGAAGCUAGAGAUCACAUUAUGCUUCAUGGAGCUGAUGCUUAUCCCUUCACCGAGGAGCGACUUAAAGAGAUAGAAACAGAAUUUGAGGAGAUGGCAAAGGGGUGGCCUGAGAAGUUGAAGACUGCACUCCACGGGGAGCAUGAGCUUGUGCUCGCUCGACGAAACAAUUUCAUAUGUGAUGGGUGCAGCAAGAACGGAGGAGGGUGGUCAUUCUAUUGCGAGGAGUGUGACUUUGAUCUGCAUCCAAAAUGUGCUCUGGAGGAGGAAAAGGAAACCAAAACUGAUGCCAACCCGGAAGAAGGGCCCCGAGAAGGGUUGGUAUGCGAGGGGGAUGUUUGUAUAAGACAUUCUGGUUUCACCUUCAAAUUGAACUUGUGGAUGCAGCCUAACUCAAACUCAGACGUGACGUGCAACUCUCCACCAAAUCCAACAAAAAGUCGGAAACUUCAACGCAGAGAGAGACAGAGAGAGAAACAAAGCAUGGUUCACGGCGACGUUGACGGCGUCACUCACGACCUCCUUUCGCUACUCGGCUCCGGCGAUCGGGAUUUCCUCGUCCGUAACAACUGCGACCAGGUGAAGAUCAACACUUUGAGUGGUAAAAUCUUGGGUUUGUACUUUUCUGGCUCAUGGUGUGGUCCAUGUCGUCGUUUUACCCCAAACUUGGUGGAGGUCUACCAGGACCUUGCUUCCAAAGGGGACUUUGAAGUUGUGUUCAUCUCUUCUGAUAGAGAUGAGGAGUCAUUUCGUGGUUACUUCUCUGAAAUGCCGUGGCUUGCGGUUCCAUUUUCGGAUUUGGAGACCCGAAAAGGCCUUAAGGACUUGUUUAAAGUGAGGGGGAUUCCUCAUCUUGUAGUUAUUGAUGCCAAUGGGAAGGUUUCUACUAAUCAAGGGACUUCAGUUGUGCUGGAGUAUGGUGUGGAAGGGUAUCCUUUCACCGCGGAGAAGAUUAGUUUCUUGAAAGAGCAAGAGGCUGCAGCUAAGAAGAAUCAGUCCUUGAGUUCUCUCUUGGUUUCUAGCUCUCGAGAUUACUUGAUUUCGAGUGAUGGGAAUAAGGUGUCUGUGUCUGAGCUUGAAGGGAAGAUGGUUGGUCUGUAUUUCACACUGAAUAUUCGCAAGGCGUGCAAAGACUUUACGCAGACACUUGUGAAGUUCCAUAGGAGUCUCAAGGAGAAAGGAGAGAACUUUGAGAUAGUGUUGAUAUCUCUAGACUUUGAAGAAGAACACUACAAAGAAGGGGUUGCAGUUCCAUGGUUGGCACUGCCUUUUAAGGACAAGAACUGCGAAAAACUUGCACGUUACUUUGAGCUCAAGACAGUACCUACGCUAGUAAUAAUUGGCGAAGAUGGAAAGACUUUACAUCCCAAUGCGACUGAACUCAUUGAAGAGCAUGGGGUUGAAGCUUACCCUUUUUCAGUGGAGAAGAUUGCUGAGCUUGCUGAGAUUGAGAAGGCCAAACUCGAAGCACAGACUCUGGAGUCACUGUUGGUGACUGAAGAUACAGACUUUGUGAUAGAGACGAGCGGUGCCAAGGUACCGGUGUCUGAGCUUGUUGGCAAGCACAUUCUGCUCUUCUUCUCAGCUCAUUGGUGUCCCCCAUGCCGUUCAUUCCUGCCUAAGCUUAUAACAACAUAUCAUGAAAUUAAGGCAAAGGACAAUGCAUUUGAAAUCAUCUUCAUCUCAAGGGAUCGUGAUCAAUCCUCCUUUGAUGACUUCUUUUCGAGCAUGCCUUGGUUAGCCCUCCCAUUUGAUGAUCCAAGGAAGGCAUUCCUGCAGCGCAAAUUCAAAAUCCAGGGCAUUCCUGCAGUGGUGGCUAUUAAUCCCGCUGGCAAGACAAUCACCACGACAGCCCGGAAGCUUAUAGCAGCUCAUGGAUCUGAUGCAUUUCCAUUCACUGCAGAGCAUUUGAAGCAUUUGGAAGAAAAGAUAGAGGAAGAAGCAAAAGGGUGGCCUGAGAAAGUGAAGAGUGAACUCCAUGUGGAACAUGAACUGGCACUCACUCGCCGCGAUUAUGCAUGUGAUGGGUGCAAUGAAUCCGGAAGUGGUUGGUCCUUUUACUGUAAGGAAUGUGACUUUGAUCUUCACCCAAAAUGUGCUUUGAAGAACAAUAAGGCAACAAAGGAUGAUGCUGAGACUAAGGCAAAGGAUGGAUAUAUUUGUGAUGGUGAUGUGUGCCGUAAAGCUUGAGAAAGCUUCUGCAUUCCUGCUGUUCAGUGUUUACUCUAUGUGCUGAGGUGUAUCGUGUCAUAUCCCAAUUACGUAAUAAGUGGAAAGAAUGCUUAAGUUUAUGGAAUGUAUAAUAUUGUGAUCUUUAGAGAAUGGACUAUUGUGUUA